This is a messenger RNA of Colletotrichum higginsianum IMI 349063, 711 nucleotides long. RefSeq names its product Ubiquitin-conjugating enzyme. The transcript has 3 exons. The record is from RefSeq and is a predicted model, not a curated record. The coding region runs from base 1 to 711 and encodes 236 amino acids. Lineage: Eukaryota; Fungi; Ascomycota; Sordariomycetes; Glomerellales; Glomerellaceae. Gene Ontology annotation, molecular function: protein binding.
AUGGCCAGCCCAAAGGAGAGACGCAUCGCAAAGGAGCUGAUGGACAUCCAAGCCGACAGGGACAACUCCGGCGUCUUCGCGUACCCCAUCGACGAGUCCAACCUCCUCCACCUCAAGGGCUCGUUCCCCGCCCCUCCCGACACCCCCUACGCCGGCGGACAGUUCGAAGUCGACAUCAAAAUCCCCGACAACUACCCCUUCAAGUCCCCCAUCAUCAAGUUCGACACCAAGAUCUGGCACCCAAAUGUCAGCAGCCAAACCGGCGCCAUCUGUCUCGAUACUCUGGGCAGUGGCUGGUCUCCUGUUCAGACCAUCAAGACUGCCCUCCUCUCCCUCCGCAUGCUCCUCGAGUUCCCGAACCCCAAAGACCCCCAGGAUGCUGAGGUCGCCAAAAUGAUGCUUGAGAACCCUGAAGGUUUCGCAAAGAAGGCGCAUGAAUGGGCUGUGAAGCACGCUGGUGCCCCACCCAAAGACUUCGACACUACAAAGUGGAAGAAGGAGUCUGCAGCUGAGGCCAAGGCCAACGACGAGAACAGGUACAUGGGCUACAACAAGGAGCUUGUCGACCGCUUUGUCAACAUGGGAUUUGAGGUGGAUGCUGUUGUUGACGCCUUUAUCUUUGUGGGUAUUGACCGCAACAACGGCGCAGACUACGAGCUGGAGGAGGCUUAUAUGGGAGACAUCACUGCUCGUCUUCUGGGCGAGCAGUAA